CGCCCCCGUCUCUGUCUGUCUGUCGGCACUCUGCAACUCCCACCCCUCCGUAUUUAUUUCCCUGGCCCCCCGCCAGCCCCUCCAUCCAUCUGCGCUGGACCCGCGGGCCCCCUGGCAUGGAGACUAACCUGUCUGGCCUGGUGCCCGCGGCCGGGCUGGUCCCCGCGCUGCCGCCCGCCGUGACCCUGGGGCUGACCGCGGCCUACACCACCCUGUACGCGCUGCUCUUCUUCUCCGUCUAUGCCCAGCUCUGGCUGGUGCUCCUGUACGGGCACAAACGGCUCAGCUACCAGACCGUGUUCCUGGCGCUGUGUCUGCUCUGGGCCGCCCUGCGCACCACCCUCUUCUCCUUCUACUUCCGAGACACCCCUCGGGCCAACCGCCUGGGGCCCCUGCCCUUCUGGCUGCUCUACUGCUGCCCCGUCUGCCUGCAGUUCUUCACCUUGACCCUCAUGAACCUCUACUUUGCCCAGGUGGUGUUCAAGGCUAAGGCGAAACGUCGGCCAGAGAUGAGCCGGGGCUUGCUGGCCGUACGUGGGGCCUUCGUGGGGGCGUCUCUGCUCUUCCUGCUGGUGAACGUGCUCUGCGCGGUGCUGUCCCACCGGCGCCGGACGCAGCCCUGGGCCCUGCUGCUGGUGCGCGUGCUGGUGAGCGACUCCCUCUUUGUCCUCUGCGCGCUCUCGCUUGCCGCCUGCCUCUGCCUGGUCGCCCGGCGCGCCCCAUCCACCAGCAUCUAUCUGGAGGCCAAGGGGACCAGCGUGUGCCAGGCCGCAGCCAUGGGUGGGGCCAUGGUCCUGCUCUAUGCCAGCCGGGCCUGCUACAACCUGGCGGCCUUGGCCCUGGCCCCCAGGAGUCGGCUGGACGCUUUCGAUUACGACUGGUACAAUGUCUCUGAUCAGGCGGACCUGGUGAAUGACCUGGGCAACAAGGGCUACCUAGUGUUCGGCCUCAUUCUCUUUGUGUGGGAGCUGCUGCCCACCACGCUGUUGGUGGGCUUCUUCCGGGUGCACCGGCCCCCGCAAGAUCUGAGCACCAGCCGCACCCUCAGCAGGCAGGUGUCCGGCUCCCGAUCCUACUUCUUCGACCGCGCCAGCCACUGCGAGGACGAGGCCUGCUCCUGGGAGCACAGCCGGGGCGAGAGCACCAGCUUGUCGGGCAGCCUGGGCUCGGGCAGCUGGUACGGCACCGUGGGCCGGGAACCAGCCUGGUACGGGAGCAGCCAGACGCGGACCAGCCCCCUGCUCUUCUCCCAGGUGCUGGGACCCAGCAGCCACUACCACAGCCUCUACUCCACCCCCCAGACGUGAGCCCGUGCACUGUCUGUCCCCCCCAAAAAAACCCCAGCCUCCACCCCCCAGCCCCUGUGCCAAGUUCAGCUGCUGCUUCUUGUGCAGGACCCCUGGGGGGCCGUGGCUCCCCCCACCCCAACCUCCCAGCCCCCCACUGGCUCCUUGCGACUCCUGUUGUAGUGAGCUUGUGCGUCCCCUCGGCCCUUAGCGCUGUGGCCUGACCUGCGACACUGGCCGCCCCGCGCCAUCACUCAAUAAAGCGGCCGUCUGCUCACC
This is a messenger RNA of Sorex fumeus (smoky shrew), 1565 nucleotides long. RefSeq names its product G protein-coupled receptor 137 (gene GPR137). Gene Ontology annotation, biological process: positive regulation of TORC1 signaling; negative regulation of bone resorption; regulation of autophagy. The record is from RefSeq and is a predicted model, not a curated record. Lineage: Eukaryota; Metazoa; Chordata; Mammalia; Eulipotyphla; Soricidae. The coding region runs from base 117 to 1307 and encodes 396 amino acids. The transcript is spliced from 7 exons. Gene Ontology annotation, cellular component: lysosomal membrane.